This is a messenger RNA of Apis florea (little honeybee), 907 nucleotides long. It is a transcript of the gene N, whose product is annotated as neurogenic locus Notch protein. NCBI's taxonomy places the organism in Eukaryota, Metazoa, Arthropoda, Insecta, Hymenoptera, Apidae. Gene Ontology annotation, molecular function: protein binding; calcium ion binding. Gene Ontology annotation, biological process: axon guidance; Notch signaling pathway; regulation of developmental process. Gene Ontology annotation, cellular component: cell surface; plasma membrane; signaling receptor complex. The record is from RefSeq and is a predicted model, not a curated record.
UGUAUAACCGAAAGUAUAAUAUGUGCGGGCUACGGCUCGAUUCCCUUGUAGCCAUAUUCCUAUUGGGUCACGUCGUCAGCCAUCCCAUGGUGGCGUAGUAAUACAGCCGUUGAAGGCAGGUGCGCGCGCACUGGGGAACUACUUUCAGCGCGUUAAGCGAACAAUAGGGAUCCCAGAAGUGUUUCGGACGCGGUCGUGUUCGUAUACGGUUGCCGCAUGCUUUUUUCUCGUAUUGCCUCGCGUGAACGUGUAUACACUUUUACUGGACGUAUCGGAGGUGACAGAUUUCGGACGAUGUGCGUGGUCAAGUGACGGUACGCGGAUUUUAUACUGAAGUGCACCGAAGUGUUGGUUCUCUCUAGUGUGUGCGCCCAAGCCCCGAUGAGUGUGUGUCUACCCGAUGUGUGUGGAUAAAAUUCACGGCAUCAUGUUGCCACGACGAAAAUUGGAUUACGCAUCGAUGGCGUGUCUCCUUCUGCCUCUGUUUAUCAUCGUUUCUCUCCCCGCGGUAUCCGGUAUCGUGUCGUGUUCGCCGAGCCCUUGCAAGAACGGAGGAGUCUGCGUGUCACCGUUGCGCGGCGAGUCGCAUUGCGAAUGCACGUCGAAAUUCGUGGGGGAGUACUGCCAGCAUCUAAACCCCUGCCACACGGGCCCACGGUGCCAGAACGGUGGCUCGUGCAGGGUGAAGGAAAGCAUCGGGGGUGGUACGCCAUCGUUCGCCUGUUCCUGCCCCGUCGGAUUUACAGCGAGCCUCUGCGAGAUCCCGCUCGAGAACGCGUGCGACUCGUCCCCGUGCCUGAACGGCGCCACUUGCAAUUUGAAGUCUCUCCACGAAUACGUGUGCACCUGCGCCACUGGAUACACCGGUAAGACCAUAUUCUCUUCCCUCGUAAUUUCAUUCUCUUAA